This is a messenger RNA of Saccostrea cuccullata (small rock oyster), 4483 nucleotides long. Its product is annotated as superkiller complex protein 3-like. NCBI's taxonomy places the organism in Eukaryota, Metazoa, Mollusca, Bivalvia, Ostreida, Ostreidae. Gene Ontology annotation, molecular function: protein binding. Gene Ontology annotation, cellular component: Ski complex. The record is from RefSeq and is a predicted model, not a curated record. The transcript is spliced from 43 exons.
CUUCGAUAAGUGGUGAAGAUAAAAUAAUCAGGAAAUAGGUUUUUGCCAUGGAUCCAAAAGAUGUCAAAACGGCAUUGAAAAAUGCCAGAGAAUGUAUAAAGAACAAAGAAUACAAGGAGGCCUUGAAGCAUUGCAAAGGAAUUUUAGCUGAGGAUAAGAGUAACUACAAUGCCCUGGUAUUUGUGGGUGUAGCAGCUGAUGGUCUGGACCAGUCAGAACAGGCAGUAAAGGCAUACCGACGAGCCACAGAGGUGGAGCCAGACCAACCGCUGGCGUGGCAGGGACUGAGUGGUUUUUAUGAAAAGCACAGUUCACCAGAGAAUGAUAAAGAACUAGUAGAAGUGUACACCAAACUCAGAGGUUUCUUUGAAAAAGACAAAAACAAAAGAACAGAAGUGACAAAGAAGCUUGCUGGUUUACACACAAAGCUGGGGAAUAUUGACAUGAGUUUAGAACUUUAUGAGAAGUUGUGUUCUGAGGUGACAGAGGACUCUAUGAAGUGUAGCCUCUAUACAGACAUGUUAUCAUUGUUCUUAAAGUUGUCAUCCCUCACACCACAGCAAGAAGACAUGGUUAUUGACAUUAUGGAUAGUCUGUUGAAAUUGGAUGCACAGCUUGAAGAAAGUGUUGUCACCUUCUACAUAGAUAUUCUUUUCAAGAAGAAAGACCAUUCACUGUUGGAGAAAUCUUGUCAAGUGCUUUGUGAAAAGUAUCCCUCUAUGAAAUAUCCGUUAGAAGUGAAGUUACUGAUUUUUAUGGAUAGAGCUUUGUGUUCUGAGGACCUUUUGCCUACAUGGGAUCCCCACAUGUCAGAGACCAUGACCCGGCUCUCAGAUUUAGACAGUGAGAGUGUUACACUGAAAGCUGCCCAGGGAUUCCAGUCUCUGUGUAACAAAGAGCUGCAUCAGGCUAAGGACUGCUUAAAGGAAGCUUUGCCAGUGAUGUCCUCCACCAUCUGUGUACCAUACUAUCUGUCUCUGACCUACUUUCUGUUACACAAAUUGGCAGAUGCUGAAUCAACUAUCAAGCAGUGUGCCAUAAAUUUAGGUAAGAAGAGUAGACAACUCACAGUGUCCAGUGGUGUGGUGUCCAGAAAAGUAAAACUCCUACAGGUCCGAAUCCUUCUACAAACAAGGACGACAGAUUCUCUACAGUCGGCCCUGGCUAUUACAGAGGAGCUUUGUGCUGGGGAUACAAGUCCACAAGUGUUGAUUGUCAGAGGACACAUUUUAUUAAAUUUGAAAAGACUGGAAGAAACUGAGGAUAUCCUCAGUAAGUUAGAAAGCAGCACAGAUAGAACAGCCCUGGAGGGAUAUGUCAUGUUCUACAAGGCGGAAUACACCAAAGCAGCAGCCAUAUUUUGUGAGUUGAUGAAGCAGGAUACCUCCAGCAGUGAGUUCCACCUGAUGUAUGCCAAGUCCCUGUGGUUAGAUAAAGAGAGACUUCAGAACAACCUCCAGCCCUGCUACACUGCUCUUCUAAAGUCUGCUAAACUUGAUCCCUACCAAAGUGAGCCAUUUGAGUACUUGGGAAGAUUUUACACAGAGAUACAGAAAGAUGAAGUCAAGGCAAAGCGCUGUUUUCAGAAGGCGUUUGAUCUCGACAGGAGCAAUGACAGUGCUGGGGAGGCACUCUGUGAUAUCAUGAACAAGACUGGAGAAGAGGAAGCUGCGUACCAGCUACUUUUGUCUGUGACAGGAAACGCCAGUGCUGGAUGCUGCAAGUGGGCAUGGCUUAGAUUGGGCCUUUACCAAGUCAAACAUGACACAGCAUCAGUAGCCAUAUCCAGCUUUCAGUCUGCACUCAGGGCUGAUCCUAAAGACCCACAUAUCUGGGAAUGUUUAGCAGAGGCCUACUACAAGAGGGGAAGUUAUACAGCGGCUCUUAAGGCUUUCACCCGAGCAUCAGAGUUGAAUCCAAAUUCUGUCUACAGUUUUUACAUGAUUGCCUGCAUUAAACAAACACUGAGUAUGUUGACGGAAGCUAUAGAGGAAUACAGAUUGAUUCUGAAGGACAAACCGAAUUAUGUGCCAGCUCUGAAAGGUAUAGGAGAGACAUAUGUACUUCUGGCCAAGCAUCAUUUCUCACAAGGUUUCAAUGGACGAGCAAAAGAAAACUGUCAAUAUGCCCUUCAAUUUCUGACAAGGGCGGUAUGUCACAGACCUGACUUGUCCUGCUUGUGGAAAUUAAUGGGGGAUUCCUGUACCAUCAUCCAUCCCCUCCCAACUCAAACCUUCAGAUUUGAUGUACCAGAAAACCUGUACAAUUCCAAAGAGUCCACAGAAGAAUGCCAACUCAAUUUGCUGCAGACUUUGGAGCUAGGGGCCAGGUGUUAUGGCCGAGCUUUAAAGUUACUCCCUGACUGUGCAGCUCUGUGGUAUGACCUUGGCUUUAACCUCUAUCAGCAGACCCUACACUCUACUGGUCAGGAGCCUCUGGGUGUGGCCCAGAAGUCUGUGGAAGCCCUAAGGAAGGGAUUAUCCCUGGAUCCCGGCAGUCACAUGAUCUGGAAUACCCUGGGAUUAGUCUACUGUAACUCAGGUUUGAAGAAGCCAUCACUAGGGCAGCACUGUUUCAUUAAAUCAAUACAAGCAGAAUCUGCUAAUGUGGUGGCCUGGACAAAUUUAGCAACACUGUAUCUGAAAAGUGGGAACAUUGAGUUGGCACACGAGGCUUACAAGGUGGCCCAGAGUUUAGAUCCUAACUAUGUGUCCUGCUGGAUUGGGCAGGCUAUGAUUGCAGAAACUGUAGGAGAUGAUGAUGCCAUGGACCUGUUUAGGCACACUACUGAGUUAUCUCCCCAUGUGGAGGGGUCUUUGGGGUAUGCACACUGGGUCUGUACAUUACUCCAGGAUGAAACCAAACACAGUACAGAAAUGUACCGCUAUGCUAUCCAUCAAAUGUUGGCUGUACCUGCAGCCUCAGAUGCUUUGGUCAGAUAUCUAGAUCUAGUCAAGACCAACCCUGGAGCAUACAAUAUGUAUGGACUGCUGAAAGAACAGCAAGGACUCUACCAAACAGCCAAGGAAGCAUUCCAAAAAGCAGUCAAACUAUUGGAUCCCAGUGACAUACUUUUGAACUUGGUAAAAAUCAACUUGGCCAGAACACUCUGUAAGCUUGGUGAGUACCCUGCUGCAUUGUUCCUGUAUGCCAAGUUUGGAGAACUGGACUCCCUUGAAGACCAAUGUUACAUGGGCCUGGCUUUCUACAAGGCACAGAAAUACACAGAAAGUUAUCAAGCCUAUGACCGAGCCCUUGAGAUAAGCACUACAGACAAAGACAGUUCACACCUCCAUGCCGUGCUAGGAAUGGUGGCCUACAAGUUUGGAGAUGUAGAUGGAGCCAAGGCUUCUCUUUUUCAAAGUUCCCAGCUUCAGCCCCCCUCACGCUAUGGUCUAGAAGCUCUGUGUGCCUUAGGACUGAUGACCUGUGACAUGACCUUGACCCUCACUGGAGAUAACUCCAGCCCUUACUUUACAGUGGUUCAUCACUGUCUGCUGGAAUAAUUAAAGCCUUUUUUUUGAAAUCUAAACAGUUACACUCUGUGGAGGCUGUUGUCAAGGUUACAGUUAAGGAGUUGCCAUGACAGCAUUUCCUCUUCUUCUGCAGUAUGUGCACAGACAGCUUUGUGUCUCAAGCCUGAGUGUCAGGAAUUGCUGACUGAUGCAACACUGGGACUAUUAAUUGAUGGCAAGCAUGAAUCAAAAACUACAAACAAUGAAGCUCUAAAGAGUGCACAAAGGGCUAUCCUAGUAAACCCAGAGAAGUUGGAGAACUGGUGCACCUUGGUAUCAGCAGUCCACAGCCAAUCAGUGCUGGAGGCGGAGACAAAAAGAGUGACAGCUCUCCUCAAACUAGAAUCCAGCUAUCUAAGAUGGCUAAUAUCAACAGCUGAUAUACCUGAUGUGUUAAAGGGCUGGUGUCAGAAACAGUUGACUGUUGUUCGUUUACUUACAAGAGAGAUAACAAAGGAAUCUGUUGAUGAUGACAUGAAAGAAUUUGUCAGAUGUCUUCUGGAAAGAUAUUCACAGCCUGACAGUGAUGAGCAGCAAGUUCUGAAGUUAUACAAGUCCCUACUAACUGAUACAGGGAAUGAUGAGGCCUCUGACAAAUUCAUCAGACUGACAGAUGACCUGAUGAAAAAGUCCACUCUCUCCAAGUCCUUAAUAAUGCUGAUGAAAGCUGUUAUCUUAAUGAAGUCCAAUCCCAAACUGGCCAAACACCGGCUGGUAGAUGUCCUGGUAAGGACAGAGCUUGACCAUAGGUCACCACUGGUCAGGUCCAUCACUAGGAGGUGCCUCCUACACAUCCUCAAAGACAAUGCCGAGAAAGAAAGGGAACUCAUUCAGGUACUGUUAACAGAAGCAGAAAAAGACCGUGAUAUUGACAGUGUGAAUUAUCAUAAGCUACAUUUUUCAGACAGUUGAUAGUGAUAAACUUUUAUUAUUUGCAUUUCAACAAUAAUAAUAAAAUGGAUUGGUGA